GGUACUGGCAAAAGAGGUCUAAUUAAAUAGUUUAAUAGUUUUUGGUUUCGUGUGUGGCUGCUUGGCCGCACUUGCAUGCGUGCGCAGCAGGCGGAGCAGGAGCGCCUGUGGAGCACCGAGCGACUGCUGCGGCACCUGCAGCAGGCGGUGGGGCACGACGUGGCGGCGCUGGCGCUGCGGCGAGUGGAGGGCGCGGUGGCGCGCACGCUGCUGGCCGCUGAGGCCCGGGCCAGCGACGCGUGGCGGUGUGCCUCGUGUUUUCAACUUCUGAAGUUCAUUCUCACAUUCAACGCCUCACUCCACCCGCUUGUCCUGCAGGUGAACGGCCACCCAAGCCUUCACGUAGCUCGGAGGCCACGCGCCGCGAGCUCCCCGCCAGGACCGGGUGAUGCGCCAGGGCGUGGGGCCGCUCGCUCAGAGGAGACCCCAGCCUAUAAGGCUGUCCUGCGGGACUCUGCCUCGCUGCUGUGCGCCGCCACCGCCGGUGUAGGCGAGGCCUUGGCGGGCAACGUGCGCGAGAUCCUGGAGCGCCACGGGGUGGACGCUGAGCCUCAGAGCAAGUCUUGCAACGCGGAGCAGAGUGCAUGCCUAACGGGAGACGACCUCCGCUUUCUUGUGGACACGCACAGCGAGAGCCAACACUCGGGACGCUUCAAACUGCUCUUCCCAUCGUCUCUGCCGGAGUUGAACGCCUUUCGCUCCACCCUCCAGCACCGUUCUCACGAACCGCCCUUCCCACCGUCGUACGCCACUGACCGGCUGCCUGCCCAGCUGUGGGAGGACCUGCAAGCGAAGCUCUCCGCCCCGACAGCCCCUUCGCUUGGCGCUCGCAGGGGCAGUGCGAUGCAGACGCAGCAUGGCUCCAAGCGAGCAGAUGCCAGUCCAGCAGAGCCAGGAACACCUGAUGCAGCCACUGGCAAGGCAGAUGCCAGUCCAGCUGGGCCGAGAAAUCCCGACGCAGCCACCGGCAAGGCAGCACAACGUGCAACCACCUACACAGCGAAUGAACAGCUGAGAAGCAACUGCAGUAAUGACGCGGAGGCGCGGGGCACGCUCGGCUCGCUGGCGCUGGAGCCGCCCCUCGAGCUGUGGCCGCCGUUCGAGCCGCGCGUGCGCCGCUACGAGGCCAGGGCGGCGUUCCCCGUGCUGCUCCUGCGCCUGGUCGCAAGCCCCCGGCACUGCGAGGAGCAUGUGCGCAUCGGGGAGAGCACAGGGCGCAGAGGCGCUGCGCACUGGCCGCUCGGCGUGGGGCUGACGCAGGUCAACGUGUUCGUGAUGGCAGUGGGCGGCGUCGCGAGGGUCUACACUCUCCGCGUUUUUCGUGACCCGCGGCCCAGCUCCAGCCUCACUCGGCCCUGGAACGGCACGGUCUGCGGCCUGCAGCAGGACUGUGCAUUUGCGCUGUGGGACAGGCAGCCAUGUGGCUUGAGGCCACUUCCCCGGGGCUCCGCACAGCUCGAUGAGCAGAGGCCCCCCUGCCAGGGACACGAACAAGGCUCGUGGGUUUUGCCGUGCCUGAGCUGUGCCGACAGCAGCUCGUGUGACUGGAGCCAGGCGGCCUGGGAGGUCUCCGGCUGUCGCCACCCUCGGUUUAGUCAGCAACAGCUGCAGCAGUGCAUGCUGGGAGUGAAGCUGCUGGUGGUGGGAGACUCGACGGCGCGCGGGAUGAUGUUCUACCUGAUGGAACGCCUUAACGGCACGCUGGCCCAUUGGGAGCAGAUUCACGGCUCAAAGCACUACCGCUUCCUGAAUCGCGGACUCACACACGCCGCCUUCGCCUACUUCCCGCAGUUCUGGGUGGUGCCACAGCACCAGCGGACCUUCGAGGAGACGGUGAUGCUGCUCAUCGCCAGCUCGCGACCGCUUAUCGACGGGUGGCGCACUGUGCUGCUGUUGGGUGGCGUGCACUGGCUGUGGCCCCACCACCUGCGCUCACUGAACCUCCUGCUGCGGCGGGAGGGCUUGUCCAGGGCACGGGUGCUGGUGAAGACGCUGAGCAUGGGCUUUGGCCUGCCAGUGGAGAGCACGCGCUCCCUGUCUCUGAGUGAGCAGAGGGCCGUGUGGCAGCGCAAUGUGGGCAUCAUGCAGGAAGCACACACGCUCGGAUUCUCCAUCGUGGACACGUGGAACGUGACUGUGGCUCGGCAUGCAGAGUUCCUGCACGGCAAGUGCAGCUGCCACUUCCACGAGGUAAUCCCGAGGUCCCGUGGGGCUGGGGGAAGCGCUCUCCCGGUCACCACCUUCCACGUGCAGGGAGCGAUCAAUGCUGCCUAUUCCGAGAUCCUCCUAGCGCUUCUCUGCUCUGACCAGCUGUGACACCGAUUGGAACGGCCCCACCGGUGCCCAGUGCCCGUAUCCUCUGUGAGGUUUGAAGUGGCCAACUGGCAUCAUGCUGGAGAGAGGGCACGCGUCACACGGACAGGGCGGGCCAACAAGGCACAUUUGGAAGAUUAUGCCAUACAGCAUAUUAACUCUUCAGGUAAUUCAGGAGUUAUGGGGGAAACUGCCUGGCACCGGCAGUGUCCUUCGUUUCUCAUGGCUCCAGCGUCUCUCCACACUAAAGUGCCCUUGCUGUGAGCUCAGUCGGGCUCACAGCGAGGCCCCUUUCCUCCUCAAAUACAUCACCAGCGACGUGUUUCUCGGCUCCCUAGUCCACUGUGCUCUGCACAUGAAUGAACGUGAAGGUGGGAAUGCGGUGUCCUGCGUGUGUAUCGCCAAAGUGGGGUCACGCUUUGUCUGCUGAACAGCGAUCUUUGCCGGAUCAGUUAAGGGCAGUGGUGCUCAUCCGAACAUGGCGAGUCCCUGAAAAGGUUUCAACUUCAACACGGUGUCAUCAGUUACUUUGUAGCCCGUCAACCCAACGACGAUGGUUUUGAGCAAGAAGCAGUCCACCAACAGUGGGGUCUGGCAUCGCGUGCCGGAAAAUUUGUAGCAAAAUCUGCACCUGACAACACGGCAGAAUGUGUAUACCUCGACCUGCGGUUGAAGGUGAACUGAAUUCAAAGAGGUGAAACAUGUGGAGGAGAGAGGCAGGAUGGAGUUGUUUGGGAAUGCUGGACUUGAAGAGCAACGUACGAAUGUGGCUCCCGGAGGAAGUUUCUAAUGGGUGCGUACUACUGCUACGUGCCACGAUGCACGGUUCAAGGACACGCUCGUUACGAAACGGAGAACAACACUUUAAGGCCACAGAAGAGCCGUGGAGAGAUGCACGCUUGGAUUUGCAUUGAGACACAGGGAAAGGAACACGUGGAUGACAGAACAUAUGCAGGUUAAUAAAAGUGGGCUUGGGCAGGACAAGUGACAGCCAAGGAAUGGAACGCGCCCACUAAAGAGAUGGAGUGACGAAAACGGUUUGUGUGCAGGUGAAUUAUUACAUCGUAGGAAUGUGGAGGCAGCAGAUUGGGAUCGCCUCCAUCGAGCAGUGGAUUGAUCAUGGCUGAUGAUGAGUUUAAAAGGCACGACCUUCGGAAACCUUAAUCCAAGUGGCCUGCUGUUUUAUGGAAGCAGAUUAUUAUUUACUUUUCUUAUCCAGUCUGUGAGCAUUGUUAGCGAGUAACCUUGCUGCUACGGAACCACUCAGCCAAUCUGGAUGCAUCCAUAAAAUAGGCCCAGGCAGCAGAGCGAGGCUGCCGUUUGAUGGAUUCGGUGUUAAUUUUCACGAUUAAUCCCCAUUUAUAUCCCCCCGUCUGCGUACUGGGGCAUUUUUUUACAUUCAUAAAACACAUGUACUGUAUAUACAAUUAUUUGAGCGUAUAUAUCCCUGUACAUAGCACAUAUACAUUUGUAUAUAGACAUAUUUUAUAUGUAUAAAUGCACGUUCCGUUUUCGAUGUUUAAUAUAUUCUGUGUAGAGUCAAAUCCAUACUCUAUCUCAAAACAUCUAUCCAACCUCUUGUCUCAACAUACCUAAAGCCUACGUGUCGAACUGAUAUCAAUCCAAAAUGCCACACUAUACCAUCUGGCGAGCUCUUGUGUAACGAUUAAACAGCUCUGCCUCCCUGGAGCACUGCUCUCUAUUUAAGACACCAUUCACAUUUGGAAUAGAACGACGUCAAUGUCUCCAAUGAUGCCUGGGCCGAUUCAUGCUUUUUUUCCUGUACGUCAUUUGCUACUGGUCCACGUCCAUGAUCGGUAUGUUAUUGCUCAGUAUUCUAUCUUUUAUAAAUAAUCUCUACAACGUAGUGGUGUCGGUGACAGUAUGCUUGCCUUGCACCUUUUGUCGUAAAGCGACUGCCCCUGAACAA
Messenger RNA from Petromyzon marinus (sea lamprey), 4243 nucleotides. It is a transcript of the gene CPED1, whose product is annotated as cadherin like and PC-esterase domain containing 1. Lineage: Eukaryota; Metazoa; Chordata; Hyperoartia; Petromyzontiformes; Petromyzontidae. The record is from RefSeq and is a predicted model, not a curated record.